UAUAAAGUGACGGAGCACGACCUGGGGACGAGCGUGGUCGUAUCAAACGCUCCAAAAUCCUACCACGUCGCACCACAACAUGACGGCGUCCAAGCGCCCAAACUUCCUGGUCAUUGUCGCUGAUGACCUUGGCUUCAGUGACACUUCUCCUUUUGGGGGAGAAAUUGAUACGCCAAACCUCCAUCGUCUGGCAAUGGAGGGUCUUCGAAUGACAGACUUCCAUACAGCGGCAUCCUGCUCACCAACCCGGGCCAUGCUCCUCUCCGGGACAGAUGCCCAUAUCGCAGGUCUAGGUGUCAUGGCUGAGAGAAGGAGUCGAUUUCCACACGUUUUCGAUGGCAAAUCCGGAUACGAAGGUUAUCUGAACUAUAAGGUCGCCGCAUUGCCCGAAUUAUUGCAGGACAACGGAUACUUUACCUGCAUGUCCGGCAAGUGGCAUCUAGGUCUAACAAAAGACGUCGCGCCCUGCUCACGAGGCUUCACCAAGGUCUUCACUACCUUGCCCGGUGCCGGAAACCACUUCAACCACGAACCCCAGCUAUACGACAUCACAGAAAAGCCACGAGUAAUUAUCAAAGGAAACGAAGGACUGUGGAUGCGCGACGAUCAAUUCAUUAACGGCGCCACUGAUCUUCCCAAAGACUUCUACUCCUCCAAAUCCUUCACCGAUAACCUCCUAUCGAUCCUCCAGAACCGCACCCACGAACAAAAAGAACAACCCUUCUUCUCCUACCUCCCCUUCACAGCCCCUCACUGGCCCCUCCAAGCCCCAUCCGCAACAAUUCAAAAAUAUCGCGGCCUCUACGACGACGGCCCCCUCGCCCUCCGCGCCCGCCGUCUCGAAAGCCUUAUCAAAAACGGCCUCGUCCCCGCAGACGUCGACCCCGCCCCCAUCAUCACUCUCGGCACCACCCCGUGGGCUUCUCUCUCCCCCGAAAAGCAACAAAAAUCCUCCCGCGCAAUGGAAAUUUAUGCCGCCAUGGUCGAUCUCCUCGACGUCAACAUCGGCCGCGUCCGCUCCUAUCUCGAAUCAACAGGCGAAUGGGACAACACCUUCGUGGUCUUCAUGUCCGACAACGGCGCAGAAGGCCAACUCCUAGAAGCCAUCCCCGUCCUAGCAGGGGCAACACUCGGCGACGUCAUUGAGAAGUACUAUGACAAUUCGCUCGAAAACCUCGGAAACCACAACUCGUUCAUCUGGUACGGUCCCCAAUGGGCAUCAGCGGCAACGGCCCCCUGUCGAGCUACAAAGUCCUUCACCACUGAAGGUGGUAUCCGAUGUCCAUGUAUCGUUCGGUACCCACCCCUCAUGAACAUGAAACCGGGUAGUAUUACGAAUACGUUCACCACGGUCAUGGAUAUACUCCCCACGAUGCUCGACUUGGCUGGGAUUGAGCAUCCAGGGACAAUAUUCAGAGGAAGAGAAGUAGCUCCUGUACGGGGCCAUUCGUGGCGGCCAUUACUAGAGUCACAAGAUGGGGACGUCGAUAUCUAUCACGAGGAUGUUGUGGGAUGGGAGCAGCUGGGGAUUGCGGCCGUGAGGGUUGGGAAUUGGAAGGCGGUGUUUUUGCCUCCGCCUAGAGGGGAGGGAAAGUGGGAGUUAUACAAUCUCGAGAAUGAUUUAGGGGAGGUAAAUGAUCUUGCUGAAAAGAUUCCGGAGAAGUUGGCAGAGAUGAUAGCGCAUUACGAGACGUAUUUCCAGGAGUCUGGGAUGUUUGAUUCUUAUUCUGUUUUUCAAGAGGAGUUGAAGAAGAGUGGUGUGAAGAGGGCUUGGUAGAGGUGUUGGAUAAGAAUCUACAUCAAAUUCG
Aspergillus ibericus CBS 121593 is the source of this 1808-nucleotide messenger RNA. Its product is annotated as arylsulfatase. The record is from RefSeq and is a predicted model, not a curated record. Gene Ontology annotation, molecular function: arylsulfatase activity. NCBI's taxonomy places the organism in Eukaryota, Fungi, Ascomycota, Eurotiomycetes, Eurotiales, Aspergillaceae. The coding region runs from base 80 to 1777 and encodes 565 amino acids. The transcript has 2 exons.